ACUCACACAUCAUGGUUCCCAACUGGGAAGGAUGUUGUUGGUUUAACGUCCAGGAGAGAGCAGAGCACAAUUUGGCUAGUAGAAGCUAACUGUUAGCAUUGGCAACUCCACCACACAGCAGAACUCCUGUGGAGAUAAAACAUCCAUGUUGCGGAGCAAAUGGAGUAACUGUUAGCCAAUCAGAGGACAGAUGUCCAAAUAUCAGGAAAUAAGAAGGGCAUAACGUUGCAGUUCUAUAAUUCCUCCUCAGCAUCAAUGGUGACAUCACAGAUGUUGGUCUGGAUUCAGGUACUAAUCUGGAAUUAUAAUAACAAAAGCUAUUUUUGUUUAUUUUUUAGUUGUUGUAAGGAUGUUGGGAGCAAAGGACAUGAGUAAUCAACAGAAUGCCUCUGGUUGCAAUGUUAUGGCUCAACAAAGCUUCAAUAAAAAUGUGUAGAUGUUAUAAAAGUGAUUCAUUUCAAUGGUUAAUACCCUUAAACUAAUAUCCGAUUUUAUAAAACUCCAAAAGAAGACGUUCUCUAGUCAUGUGGUUUUUUUAUUAAACCCUUCUUACAGCAAAAGCAUCAAUCUGAUUUUUUAUUCUUUUCCUGAAAUCACUUAUUUUAUAAGGAAGGUGUCCAUCACUCUGUGACCUGUAGGUGGCAUCAUGACCCACCAUUUAAUAAAUGAAUAAACACCACUGUUGUUUAUAGCAAUGAGUCCAACCUUAAAAUCAGGAUCCCAGAGACAGUUCAUUAAAUCUAGUUUAAUUCUCAUAAUUCUGUAACUGCUACAUGUCUUCAUAACACGCAUUUGGAUCUCUCCAGUUCCGGGAUCUUUCCUCAGGAGCUUACUGGCUGCACAGAAAAUCCUGAAGCCUUGCUUCAGGAUUACAGCUUGAGGAAGAUUUAGUGACUCAAACAAGUUGCACACUUCCUCUGCGAGAGUCUGCUGUAGAUGCAGAAAGUAAAUAAAGAGGAGCCUGUGGACACUGGACGACUGGACACAAGAGGACAGGGAAUGAACCUUCAGGAAGGGGAUAUUUGAUAGCAUCAGGAAGAUGUGCUGAGAGGGAACUUUUCCUUGAAUGGGACUGGAGAGCUGGAGACCAGCGAUGAACAUCAGCCCAGCGAUGGCUCCACAGUCUCUCGGGGUGAGCAGCAGUCCUCAGCUGUCCUCUCUGUCACCUAAGAAGACCACCUUUCAGCCUUUGGGGUCUGUUUCAUCAGGAAUGUUCUCCCCCUCAUUGGCUAAGCGCUCCCCCAGACAGGCCAAGCCAGCCUCAAGCCCCAAGAAUUCACCCUCCCACUCCAUCAUGAGCUCGCCUAAACUUUGGCAGAAAGCGUCCAUCUCCAGGCUGGCUGAGGAAUUCUUCUGGAUUGGCGGCAGCGUGGUUGCACAGCCGAAAUGGAGACUUGGUCAGAUAGUGGAGAGGUGCAUGUGCACCAUGCAGACUGGCACCCAGAUGACCAAACUAAAGGGGAAAAAGAACGGACUGGUCCGUUUUUUCUACCUGGACGAACACAAGUCCUGCAUCCGAUGGCGGCCUUCAAAGAAGCACGACAGGGCUAAAAUUUCCAUAGAUUCCAUCCAUGAGGUCUGUGAGGGGAAAAAGUCUGAGAUCUUCAGGCGAUAUGCAGAAAGUCGUUUCAACCCAAACUGCUGCUUCAGUAUUUACUACGGGGAUCGAGUCAAGUCCCUGGACCUGGUCUCCACCUUCGCCGAGGAGGCCCGCACCUGGAUCAGCGGGCUGAAAUACCUCAUGGCUGGAAUCAGUGAUGAGGACAGUUUGGCUCGCAGACAGCGCACUCGUGAUCAGUGGUUACAGCAGACUUUCUCAGAGGCUGACAAGAACGGAGACGGGGCCUUGAGCAUUGGAGAGGUUCACCAGCUGCUCCACAAGCUCAAUGUGAAUUUACCCAAACAGAAAGUCAGGGAAAUGUUUCAGGAAGCAGACUCGGAUGAGAUCCAGGGCUCUCUGACCUUUGAUGAGUUCUGCUCCUUCUUUAAGAUCAUUUCCACACGCAGAGACCUCUACCUGAUCAUGAUCUCCUACAGCAAUCAGAAAGAAGUAUUAGAUCUACACGACCUCGCACGCUUUUUGGAAACUGAACAAAAGAUGCGAGGUCUGACCAGGGAGCAUCUAGUUGACAUUGUUUCUAAGUUUGAGCCGUGUCCUGAGAACCUCCAACACAUGGUCCUGGGUAUUGAUGGUUUCACCAACUAUAUGAGAAGUCCUGCUGGUGAUAUCUUCAACCCUGAGCACAAUCAGGUCAACCAUGACAUGACGCAGCCUCUCUCUAAUUACUUCAUUGCUACAUCACACAACACCUACCUGACUGGAGACCAGCUGCUGUCUCAGUCAAGGGUGGAGAUGUAUUCUUAUGUCCUGCAGGCAGGCUGUCGCUGUGUUGAGGUGGACUGUUGGGAUGGACAAGAUGGAGAACCUAUUAUCCAUCAUGGCUACACUUUGACAUCCAAAAUUCUCUUCAAAGACGUUAUUGAAACAAUUAACAAAUACGCCUUCACUAAGUCACAGUACCCGGUGAUCUUGUCCAUAGAGAACCAUUGUAGUGUUCCUCAACAGAAGAAGAUGGCUGAAUAUCUGAGAGAGAUACUGCAGGACAAACUGGAUCUGUCCAAUGUCAACGUGCAUGAAUGCAAAAAGCUGCCUUCACCUGAGAUCUUAAAGGGAAAAGUUUUAGUCAAGGGAAAGAAGCUGCCUGCAAACCUGGAUCCCGAAGCUGAGGAGGGUGAUGUGUCUGAUGAAGACACUGACAAUGAGGAAGAGGAGGAGGAGGAGUACAUCACUGAGAACAACCUACAGGAUGAGAACAGCAUCAUGUUUAAGCAGCCCAAACAGAAAAGAUGUUUUGGACGAUCAAUUUUGAGAAGCUUCAAACGAAAGAGAAAAAAGGGAGCACGUGUGAAGAACAAGGCUCUGUCUGAUGGUGAAUCUGAUUAUAGCAGCAGCCGAGAGCGGACUCAAAUCGUUUACCAUCCCAAAAAGAGGAAAACAAUGAGGCUGUCCAGAGCUCUGUCUGACUUGGUGAAGUACACAAAAUCUGUUCGUGUACAUGAAAUAGAAACUCAAGGCUUUGCGAGCAGCUGGCAGGUAUCCUCUCUAAACGAGACUGUAAUGAACCAGAUUUUGUUACUUAAACCCGGCGAGCUGGUGCGCUUGAACCAGCGCCAGCUCCUAAGAGUCUACCCAUCAAAUUUCAGAGUGGACUCAAGCAACUUCAACCCACAGGCAUAUUGGAACGCAGGAUGCCACAUGGUUGCAAUGAAUUACCAAACAGAAGGUCAAAUGCUGGAAGUGUACCGAGCCAAGUUUUUAAGCAAUGGAAACUGUGGAUAUAUUCUGAAGCCUAAGUGCAUGAUUAAAGGUGUCUUUAACCCAGUGCAGGAGGAUCCUCUACCAGGACACAAAAAGACUCAGCUGGUGCUAAAAAUCAUCAGUGGACAGCAACUUCCCAAACCUAAAGACUCCAUGUUUGGGGACAGAGGAGAGAUCAUUGAUCCCUUUGUUGAAGUUGAGAUUAUUGGCCUACCAGUUGAUUGCUCCAAACAGCAGACCAGAGUAGUGGAUGACAAUGGCUUCAACCCAAUGUGGGAGGAGACGCUUGUCUUCAACAUUCAGAUGCCGCAGAUCGCCCUGGUGAGGUUCCAGGUGUGGGAUCACGAUCCUAUUGGACGAGAUUUCAUCGGACAGAGAACGGUGGCUCUCACCAGCAUGAUGCCAGGUUAUCGACAUGUCUACCUGGACGGGAUGGCAGAGUCGUCAGUCUUUGUUCACGUUUCUAUCCACGAUCUAGCAGGAAAGAUGAAACCUGCUCAUGCAGUGCAAGCAGCCAGGAAACACAUCCAAAAAGCAGCUCAGAAGCACAUGAGGGGCCAUCCAAGAUGUUCAUCUCAAGAAAAUUCGGUCCUGUCCUCAGAGGACGGACGUCCUCUGUGGAUUUUCAAGGAUGUGGACACAUUUUCGCAAGACAGCAAGAAUGGGGAGAUGGCCCCUCUUGCACAGGGGCCAGCAGCCAAGGCUGCUGUUCAUAAAGGGGCCAUAAGCGAACCAGUGAGGCGAGCUCACAGAGUUAAGAUUCAUGAAGCUCCAGAGGCAAGGAGGGGCUUCUUCAGCCGGAUGUCUUCUACAGAUUCCCAUCACAGUGGGACUGCUCCCUGUGUUAAACAGGAAAGCUUUGACCUCGACACCCCUCCCCAUCUCCCGUGUGCUGAAAGUUCUGCUCUGGACAGCCAGAGUCAAACUGAUUACAAAGAUUUGGCUGAACAGUUAAACUGUUCUGAGCAGCAGGUGGGGAGGAGAUUUGAGCCAGAUCAGCCUGAGCUUCCAGAGGAACCAGAACCAGAACAGGACCUUUCGACUCAACCAGAGCAGCAUCCCGAUGCUCACCCUCACCCUGUCCUCCAAUCAGACAUCGUGCCUCAGCCCAAAGUAAAUUUUUUAUCUCUUAUCCCGCCAUCAUCCCCCGCCAGAGUCAGACGGACCUUAGAGGCUCCCCUUCCAGUCCUUCCAUCCACCCCAGUACGGACAAAAGCUCACUCAUGCAGCUGCUCUCAAAAACUGACUACCUCUCCUCAGACGCCGGCAGUGACUCGCAAGCCUGCUUUCCAUCAGCAAACCCAACAAGCUCACAGCUACGGCAGCUAUGGCAACAAGAUGAGUCACGUACCCAAUGGUCUGUGUCUGUCUGACAGCAACUCCAGUGACGGGAGCACAGACAGCCUGGAGUUUGUAGCCUCCGAUUUGCCAGGCCGGGCAGAGCAACAGGAGGGUACCCUGCAGAGGGAGAUGAAGGCCCUGUUUAACCAGAAGAUGAGAGACAUCAGAUGUAAAUCUCCACUUUUUCUAGAUGCCGAAGAUUCUGACUGAUACUGAAAUCCUUCAGGAGACAAAGAAAAUUGUCACCAAAACAAAAAAAAAAGAUAAAGGAAGAAGAGAAGGAGCCUCUGAUGAGAAGCAAAAAACAUUGUUUAUUUUCUUAGUACAGCUGGAAUUUCUACAGACGACAUCUGAAGAGUUAUUUUACAAAAGC
Molecule: messenger RNA, 5033 nt
Organism: Nothobranchius furzeri (turquoise killifish)
Lineage: Eukaryota; Metazoa; Chordata; Actinopteri; Cyprinodontiformes; Nothobranchiidae
Gene: plch2b
Product: phospholipase C, eta 2b
Biological process (GO): phosphatidylinositol-mediated signaling; release of sequestered calcium ion into cytosol; lipid metabolic process
Molecular function (GO): phosphatidylinositol-4,5-bisphosphate phospholipase C activity; calcium ion binding
Source: RefSeq, a predicted model, not a curated record